AUUUGCAUAUAACAUUACAAAAAUGGCCACUCAGCCGCACAGCAAGAAGAGAGUUUGCUAUUAUUACGACGGUGACAUUGGCAACUACUACUAUGGACAAGGGCAUCCCAUGAAACCUCACAGAAUGCGAAUGACUCACAAUCUUCUGCUUAACUAUGGGCUUUACAGAAAGAUGGAGAUUUAUCGCCCUCACAAAGCCACCCAGGAAGAAAUGACCAAGUUCCACAGUGAUGACUAUAUUAAAUUUCUGAGAAGUAUUCGUCCAGACAACAUGUCAGAGUACAACAAACAGAUGCAGAGAUUCAAUGUCGGUGAAGAUUGUCCAGUGUUUGAUGGUCUCUAUGAGUUUUGCCAGCUCUCAACAGGGGGCUCUGUAGCUGGAGCAGUGAAGCUGAACAAACAAGCGACUGACAUAGCAGUGAACUGGGGAGGAGGUCUUCAUCACGCCAAGAAGUCUGAGGCUUCUGGAUUCUGUUACGUCAAUGACAUUGUACUUGCAAUACUAGAACUACUCAAAUAUCACCAAAGAGUAUUGUACGUGGACAUUGACAUUCACCAUGGAGAUGGUGUUGAGGAGGCAUUCUACACCACAGACAGAGUGAUGACUGUCUCCUUCCACAAGUAUGGAGAAUACUUUCCAGGGACCGGAGAUCUCAGAGACAUUGGUGCUGGCAAGGGAAAGUACUAUGCUGUUAAUUUUCCUCUGAGAGAUGGCAUUGAUGAUGAGUCUUACUGCAAGAUAUUUGAGCCGGUGAUGACCAAGGUAAUGGAAUGCUACCAGCCCAGUGCAAUUGUGCUACAGUGUGGUGCUGAUUCCCUCUCUGGAGAUAGGCUGGGAUGUUUCAACCUCACUCUCAAAGGUCAUGGUAAAUGUGUGGACUUCCUGAAGAAGUACAACCUGCCCCUGCUGCUCCUGGGAGGUGGAGGCUAUACAAUCAGAAAUGUUGCCAGAUGCUGGACAUAUGAAACUUCCAUCGCACUUGGACAUGAUGUGGCUAAUGAACUUCCAUACAAUGACUACUUUGAGUAUUAUGGCCCAGACUUCAAGCUUCACAUCAGUCCAUCCAACAUGGCAAAUCAAAAUACUCCUGAAUACUUGGACAAAAUUUGCACAAGACUGUUUGAAAAUUUGAGGAUGCUGCCCCAUGUCCCAGGAGUCCAGAUGACAGACAUCCCAGAAGAUGCUUUAAAUGAUGAAGAGGAAGAUGAAGACAAAGAAAACCCAGACCACAGGAUAUCAAUCCGUGCUAGCGACAAGCGUAUCACAUGUGAAGAAGAGUUUUCUGACAGUGAAGAUGAGGGAGAAGGAGGUCGCAGAGACAGAGUCAGUCACAAACGUAAGAGACCUAAGAUGGAUGAAGGGGAGAAGAAAGACGAAGAAAAGGGUGAAGAGAAAAAGGAUGCAGUUAAGACUGAGCCAGCAGAGAACAAAGAAGAAAAAGAAGCAAGCAAGGAGGAUAAACCAGCAGAACAGGAGACAAAGGAAAUCCCAGCAGUAAAGAAAGAAGAAGAGUCGAGCUCCAAACAGGACAGCACAGCUGACAGUAAGGAGGCAGACCAAGCACCUGAUGAAAGAACAGAGGAAAAGAUGGAUGUCUGAACAAUUAUCAGGAUGGUCCAUAAAGACUUGAUGGUCACAAAUAACUGUAGCAUGUGUGGUUAGAAGUGACUUGGAGCAAGAAUUGUGUUACACUUUCAAAGAUAUAUUUUGUUGUACAUAACAGACUUUACUUAAGAUUUACUUUGUGACAUUGCUAUGUACUGUAGUACCGUUAGUUGUGAGAUAAGAAUUUAAGCUAGAUUUAUACAGGGGAUAUUGUUUUAUAUAAUGUGCACAAUAUGUUUGGCAUUGACUGAAGUAACAAAAUUAUUUUGAAGAGACUGGUCUAUUUAGAUUAUGAAACCAUCAUGGAUUUUAAUUGAAUACUGCUACAUGGAAGGGAAUCUGUCUAGUAGACCCAUUUUUUGUACAGUAAAUGUUUUGAGGGGAGCAGCAAAUGAAAAAUAAAAACUCCACUUAAGUAA
This is a messenger RNA of Lingula anatina, 2025 nucleotides long. RefSeq names its product putative histone deacetylase 1-B. The record is from RefSeq and is a predicted model, not a curated record. Gene Ontology annotation, molecular function: histone deacetylase activity. Gene Ontology annotation, biological process: heterochromatin formation. NCBI's taxonomy places the organism in Eukaryota, Metazoa, Brachiopoda, Lingulata, Lingulida, Lingulidae. Gene Ontology annotation, cellular component: NuRD complex.